Sphaerulina musiva SO2202 is the source of this 399-nucleotide messenger RNA. RefSeq lists its product as uncharacterized. The transcript has a single exon. NCBI's taxonomy places the organism in Eukaryota, Fungi, Ascomycota, Dothideomycetes, Mycosphaerellales, Mycosphaerellaceae. The record is from RefSeq and is a predicted model, not a curated record. The coding region runs from base 1 to 399 and encodes 132 amino acids. Gene Ontology annotation, biological process: regulation of DNA-templated transcription.
AUGGUGGUAGCCACCCGUAACGACGUCCCAUCCGAGGAGUGCCCCAUCUGCUUCGAACCGCUGCUCAUCAGCUGCGCGAUUCGUACUCCCUGCGGACACCGCUUCUGUCGAAGAUGCCUCGACCAGUGGUGGGAUCGAUCAUCCCUCUGCCCGCUCUGUCGCCAACCACUGUUCCAAUUCCCGCCGGCUCAUGCGUAUCUCCGCUAUGUGAGCCAGGUCCGUGCACAGCUUUCGCACGAUCCCGAGAUCUUCAUCUGCUUCACGGAUAUCGUGGCCACGUACAAGCGUGGCGAGAUUACCAGACAGAGCGUGCGCCAUCGCAUUGGCACACUGUUUGCAGAGUUUCCCCUGCUCAUUCAAGGAUUCAAUGAGUUGAUGCCUGCUCAUGUACAGAUCUGA